GCGACAGUUCUGUCCGCUUUACGGAAACGGAAACUGCUUCAGUCGAAGUAAACAUGUGGAGAGUUCUUUAUCCCUAAAACACACACGUGAUGGAGAACUACAGUAAAGCUCGGACGGUGGAGCAGCCGUCGGUCUGUCCGUUCCCCGGUCUCCCCCCCGACACGCCCGAGGUCAGAGUGAAAGACGGCAGCAAGAUCCGUAACCUGCUGCGUUACGCGCUGAGCCGCGUGGAGGGCAAGGCCAAAGCAGCCGAGGAGGAGGAACGACCUCCACCUGAGGAGGGAGGAGGCGGAGCUACAGAGGGGGGACAAAAGGAAGCCCGGCCGCUCUGCAGCCACGUCGUCUUCACGGCGAGCGGGAAGGGCGUGUCCAAAGCCAUCACGUGCGCUGAGAUCGUGAAGCGGCGAGUGAAGGGGCUCCACCAGCUCACCAAGCUGCUGUUCAGCACGGCGGUGGAGGUGUGGGAGCCGCUGGAGCCCGCCGCCGGACUCGACAGCCUCACCGUCAACAGGAACCUGCCCGCCAUCUGGAUCCUGCUCUCCAGAGAGCCGAUGGACCGCGGCGAGCCCGGGUACCAGCCGCCGGGACGCUACGACCUGCUGUGGGCUCAGUCUGCUACCAAGGAGGAGGGGGGAGGGGUGACGGGACAGAGAACAGGACACAAGAGGAAGAAGGGGGGGGAGGGGGAGGGGGGGCAGAGGGAGGGGAGCUGGACGUCCCACCGGGCGCUCCAGAGACGCAGCUUAAGAAGAGUUCAUUUAUUUUACAAACUGAAAGAAGAACGGACUCUUUGACUUGUCUUUUCUUUAAAUCCACCUGACGAGACGAUCGUUUAUUCUUCUCUGGAAAUGUUUACCUGCAGAAUCUGUCGGCGAGGGACACGACCUUCUGCUUCCUGUUCGUCGUCUGAGUGGUUCUUUGUUGUUGAGCAGGUCUUUGGUUAUAAGCAGGACCAGAGUUUGUGUGUUCAGAGUGAGAGAGGCCCUUCAGCUCUCAUCCUUUAUCCACUUUUUUUUAGUCUGGAUGAAUCUUAAUGUUAACGUAAACAAAGUUUAGUUUGUAGACUCUCCUGUUGAACUCUCAUCCCUCAACUCUCACUUUGACUGCUGUCUGAAAAAUAAUCAGAGGAAGUGUUGACCCAGAUAUGAUUUAUUCAUUUUUCAAGCAGCACAGAAAUCAUGACAGUCUCUCCCUGAGGAUUCUUCACACUCGAUGUUUCAGCAACAUUUCUUCAUAUUUUCACAUAAACUUUAAAGGGUCUCUUAUUCUAUAAACUCCUCUUCUCCAUGUUCCUCUAACUCUAA
This is a messenger RNA of Labrus bergylta (ballan wrasse), 1304 nucleotides long. The record is from RefSeq and is a predicted model, not a curated record. Lineage: Eukaryota; Metazoa; Chordata; Actinopteri; Labriformes; Labridae.